AUGCUUAUCGAAUCGGUCGAGAAGAGUGUCCAGGGUAUCCGACAGACAGCUCUUCAACAAGACCGCGACCGCGAUUUGAAUGGGCUGAAGCUCAUCGUUGGUAAGCUUGUAACUGUCGAUGAGACUGACGAGCGUGCAUUCUGGCUGCCUCUCGAAGACGCGCACAUCGUCCCCGCGAUUGAUGAAGGCGAGAGCAGUCAAGAUGGCGCCACUUUAAAGACAUAUUGGAUGAUAAUACAGAAGACGCAGGAGAGACCUUGUAGGACCUUUGUAGAUCCUCACGCAGGACUCGGAACCGGCUUGGACUUGCGCUUGAAUCAACUCGGUCUCGGCACUGUUUAG
This is a messenger RNA of Aspergillus mulundensis, 342 nucleotides long. RefSeq lists its product as uncharacterized. The transcript has a single exon. The record is from RefSeq and is a predicted model, not a curated record. NCBI's taxonomy places the organism in Eukaryota, Fungi, Ascomycota, Eurotiomycetes, Eurotiales, Aspergillaceae. The coding region runs from base 1 to 342 and encodes 113 amino acids.